Molecule: messenger RNA, 2027 nt
Organism: Macadamia integrifolia
Lineage: Eukaryota; Viridiplantae; Streptophyta; Magnoliopsida; Proteales; Proteaceae
Product: vacuolar protein sorting-associated protein 52 A-like
Exons: 14
Coding region: 49-1701 (550 amino acids)
Biological process (GO): retrograde transport, endosome to Golgi; Golgi to vacuole transport; endocytic recycling
Cellular component (GO): GARP complex
Molecular function (GO): syntaxin binding
Source: RefSeq, a predicted model, not a curated record
AAUCCGGAUCUGCACUAUAAGAACAAUUUAAGGUUUAGGAAAGAUUUGAUGGAAUCUUUGAAGGAUGUUAUCAAGAAGUUAGCUCCUAAUAUUGAUUCGGCCAAAGAUGCAGCUGAAGAGGUUAAUGAUGAAUACAUGAGGACUCUUGAGGUUUUAAGUAAGAAGCUGAAGUUUGUGCAAGUAGAUCCCAUGGUCAGAUCUUCAAAAGCUCUAAAAGAUGUUCAGCCUGAGUUGGAAAAACUUCGGCAAAAAGCUGUAUCAAAGGUAUUUGAGUUCAUUGUUCAGAAGCUUUAUGCCUUAAGGAAGCCCAAAACAAAUAUUCAGAUCCUUCAACAAAAUGUUCUUCUAAAAUACAAGUAUGUAAUUCUCUUUCUCAAGGAACGUGGCAAAGAGGUUUAUACAGAGGUCCGUGGAGCAUACAUUGACACAAUGAACAAGGUUCUGAGUGCCCAUUUCCGGGCUUAUAUUCAAGCACUGGAGAAACUACAACUGGAUAUAGCAACAGAAAGUGAUUUGAUUGGAGUAGAGACCCGAAGUACUGGCCUCUUUUCAAGAGGAAGAGAACCUUUAAAAAACCGUUCUGCUGUUUUUGCCUUGGGGGAUAGGAUAAACAUUUUAAAGGAAAUUGAACAACCUGCAUUGAUUCCACAUAUAGCUGAAGCAAGCUCUCAGAAGUAUCCAUAUGAAGUCCUCUUCAGGAGCUUGCACAAGCUUCUUAUGGAUACUGCCACCUCAGAAUAUCUCUUCUGUGAUGAUUUCUUUGGUGAAGAAUCUAUAUACAAUGAAAUAUUCGCAGGUCCAUUUGCUGUCAUCGAUGAACAUUUCAAUGCAAUCCUUCCAAAUUGUUACGAUGCUAUUGGCCUAAUGCUUAUGAUUCGCAUUAUACAUCAGCACCAGCUGAUUAUGUCCCGUCGGCGAAUUCCAUGCUUGGAUUCAUAUCUAGACAAGAUAAAUAUUGCAUUGUGGCCUCGUUUUAAGAUGGUGUUUGAUAUGCAUCUCAGCAGCCUGCGUUAUGCAAAUGUGAAGACAUUGUGGGAGGAUGAUGUUCAUCCUCAUUAUGUAAUGAGACGUUAUGCUGAGUUCACAGCCUCACUUAUUCACCUCAAUGUUGAAUAUGGAGAUGGGCAGCUUGUAUUGAACUUGGAACGGCUGCGGAUGGCUAUUGAUGACUUGCUGGUUAAGCUUGCCAUGAUGUUCCCUAAACCGAAGCUGCAAACCAUCUUUCUUAUAAACAACUAUGAUAUGACAAUUGCUGUGUUGAAGGAAGCUGGUCCAGAAGGUGGAAAGACACAGCUGCAUUUUGAAGAACUGCUAAAAAGCAACACAGCAAUUUUUGUGGAAGAAUUACUGUUAGAGCAUUUUGGUGAUUUAAUCAAGUUUGUGAAGACCAGAGCAUCUGAGGAUCCAAGUUCUACAUCAGAGAGGCCCAUCACUGUUCCCGAUGUUGACCCCCUUGUUAAGGACUUUGCAAGCAGAUGGAAGGCCACAAUAGAGUUGAUGCACAAGGAUGUCAUCACUUCUUUCAGUAACUUUUUAUGUGGUAUGGAGAUCUUGAGAGCUGCAUUAACCCAGUUGCUGCUCUAUUAUACUAGGCUUACAGAUUGCAUCAAGCACAUAGUCGGUGGAUCGACACUUAACAAGGAUCUGGUUUCCAUAUCUUCAAUAAUGUAUGAAAUCAGGAAAUUCUCAAGGACCUUCUAGUUCAUCAUUAUGUAUGUGGCUCCCAACAUUGGUGUGGGCUUUUCUUUUUUUUCGGGGUGGGGGCCGGUAGACAGACCCACACUGGGGGGCUUCUAGUAUUGACUGGUCACUCCUCCAUUGUAUGCAGAGGAAUUAUUUCCAACCCCAUAUUUCCAUAUGUGACAUUACAUUUUAUUUUUAAUCUAAGUUGGGUUUUCCCUCUAGCUAUAUGGGGGGAACAAAAAAAUGAUUUUCCCCCAGGUAUGAGUUAUUCAUUUGUUUGUAUUGUUCAUUGAAAGAGGGAACUAUAAUCCCAGUAAACACUAGCCCCAUCUAUUCGUUUUCUA